CCACACAUAUAGUUUUUACACUCCCAGUUUCUUCUUUGUCCAUACACUCAAGAUGGACUCUGCUUUGCAGAUCUAGAACAACCAAUGAAAAACAUGAAGCUUGUUUUCACCUGAACAUUUCACAGCUGUCAUUUGGUUUCUUUGACUUUGUUGUGGAAAUGAUUUGACUCGAUUCACUUUUGCUAUACAAAAUGGUUGACCCUAUCUCAGCAAGGUCAAUCCGUGGUUCAACAUUGAGAAACAAGUUUGAAUUGGAGAGACGUCGUCUUUCUUAUACAGAUCAUCAUUACGAAGAUGUGAAGAAUCGUCUAAAUAUGGCAGCAUCGCCUUCAAACCGUAGCCAAAAACAACUCAUUGGAAACCAAGAACUUGAGAGGGAUGAAAUAGUUAGACACAUGUCUAAUUUGCCAAGUUUUCUUGAUCCGGAAAAAGCCACCCCCGACAGGGCUUUAAGUUUCGGAGUUAUGGAUUGGGGAAGAUUAGAAAAAUGGCAGUAUCAACAUCAUAAGUGUUCACCCUCUAGCAGCAGUUCUUCCCCAUUUUUCUCAACUGAUGGGUCAACUCCCCAGUCAACCAGCGGUCAAAGCUGUUUUAGUGCGCGUCAAAAACCUCACCGCGUAACUCUACAAUGUCAUUUUAACAGGUCUUCAUGUUUGGGGAAUGUUGACAAGUUUCAUAAUUUUAAGGAUGCUACGUUUUAUAAGAGAACUGAGCCCAAAUAUUGCAAAUUGCAUGUUUCUGAUGCACCCAAGGUUAAAGAAUUGGAAUCAUCCAAUGAUAUAGGAAACCGUCAGGCAAAAUCAUCUUUGAAGGGAAAGAUGAAAAUCCAAGAUGGGGCAGUAAAUGCGCCCAUUGAAACGGUAAAAGUUUUGCCUACACAAUUUCAUGGAUAUGGUGAAAGUACAAGAAAUCCAAGUAGUGCAUCUGGGAACACCAACUUACAAGAAAAACGAUCAUCUUUUUGUUCCGUAAAGUCAGAUUCUAAUACGGGUACUUUUGCUGCUGAUAAACCAAGAAAUAUGUCUCCAAACCGUCGUUUCAGCUUUGGCAUGAUCUCUAAAUCUCCAGCUUCUAUGUCUACCACGAGAAGUGUUGAGUCUCCAGUCUCUCAAAAAUCAAGUGUGGAUACGCAUGUAUUAAACCGCGCUCAAUCAAGUCCCUUAAGAAGGUUAUUGGAACCACUCUACUCAUUCAAGGCAACUAGUUACCGCAAAUCUGCUGAAAAAUCUCGUGAGGAUUCAAAAUUAAAAGCAAAAGGAAACAUGCAUUUGAGAAAUAGCAGGGAAGUUAGCAAUGCUGAUAGUUUGCAUAAAUAUGAUACAUCACGAGCUCUUUUUCAAACAGCUGUCAAGAAUGGCCGCCCUCUGUUCACAUUUGCAGUUGAGAACAACAAUAAUGUUCUUGCAGCCACAGUAAGAGAUUCAAGGUCUUCUGCAAAAGAGAACAGCAACUGUUGGAUCUAUACAUUUUUCACCGUUGAUGAAAUCAAGAAAAAGACUGGGGGUUGGUUAUCUCAUAGCAGAAGAGAUAAAGGUCACAGUUAUAUCCCAAACAUGACAGCUCAAAUGACGGUAUCAAAUCGUUCAAUUUCUAAGUGUGACACCAGAGAAUUCUCUUUAUAUCGUGUGGACCCAACACGGGUUGAUGAGUUAGCAGGCAUUGUUGUGAAGUUUUCAAGAAAUGUGGAGCACGAAGAAGAAAAUCAAGAAAGGUUUAAUACCACAGUUAUUCUACCUGGCGGGAAUCAUGGUGUAUCAAGUAAUGGAAAACCUUCACCAUUGAUUGAGCGGUGGCGGUCUAAUGGUGUAUGUGACUGCGGAGGUUGGGAUUUGGGCUGCAGAUUGAGAACUCUCACAAACCAGGUGCAAUGUAGUAGGACAAACUCACCCACUGGCCAGUUUGAGCUUUUCUUUCAGGGAGACUCUGCAAACAAAAGGCGUUUCUUCAGCCUCUGUCCGUUAAAAGAAAAGAUAUUUUCUAUCGAAUAUAAUUCGUCUCUUUCGCCUUUACAAGCGUUCUCAAUUUGUAUAUCAGUUUUGGAGUGCAGAAAAUCAUCUGAGCAUACAUCUUCCAGGACCUACGAAGACAAACAAGUACUGGGUGAUCCCACUCCAGUUCGUUUUGCUUCAUUUCCACCUCUUUCGCCUGUUGGAAGGGUCUAGGACGGAAUUAUUGUGUCAUAAUCUAACUAAAUAGUAGGCAGUAGUACCAUAGGUAUAUGGGUAAAUUGCAUUUUACCUGUGUAUAAGUAAUGUAAUACCAUAUGAUAUGAUUUUUUUUCCCUUUCUUUGCUCUGUGUUCUGGGAAGUGGUAUUUAUCUUCUCCAUGACCAGAACAUCUUUAAUAUGAAAAUCGCAUAUUUAGUUAA
This is a messenger RNA of Erigeron canadensis, 2368 nucleotides long. RefSeq lists its product as uncharacterized. NCBI's taxonomy places the organism in Eukaryota, Viridiplantae, Streptophyta, Magnoliopsida, Asterales, Asteraceae. The coding region runs from base 192 to 2162 and encodes 656 amino acids. The transcript is spliced from 3 exons. The record is from RefSeq and is a predicted model, not a curated record.